GCGGGACAGCCUCGGAGGAGGUGUGGUCAGGGCCGAGAUCUGGAGUCGAGAGUCGUUGGCUCGAGUAAAGCUUGGGAGCGAGCGCGCACUUUCGGUGGGUACCUGGGCAGCGGCGGGGAAAGGGAGUCCUCGGGCCGGGCCGGGCCACGUGUGUGCGAGACAAUGUCGGUCACCAGCCACGAGACCCGGAAGUCUCGCUCCAGCUCUGGCUCCAUGAACAUACAGAUCUUCCACAAGCCGGGCCACGCGGACAGCCUGCUGACCCAUCUGAACUUGCUGCGCCAGAAGUGCCUCUUCACCGACGUGGUACUCAGGGCCGGGAGCGGCGUGUUCCACUGCCACCGAGCUGUGCUGGCUUCUUGCAGCUACUACUUCGAGGCCAUGUUUGGGGGGGGCCUGAAGGAGAGCCGAGAGGGCCACGUGGACUUCGGAGACCGGCUGCACCCGGAGGUGUUGGAGCUGUUGCUCGACUACGCCUACUCAGCCAGGGUGCUCAUCAACGAAGAGAACGCGGAGUCUCUUCUGGAGGCCGGGGACAUGCUGCAGUUCCAUGACAUCCGGGACGCGGCUGCAGCCUUCCUGGAGAAGAAUCUGCACCCCACCAACUGUCUGAAUAUGCUGGCCCUGUCUGACACUUUUAAUUGCGACCGGCUGUUUGAGCUGUCCUGGAGAAUGGCUUUGGCCAACUUUGCUUCUUUGUACAAGUCUGAUGAUUUCCUAAAACUCCCCAAAAGCAGGCUGCUGGAGCUUGUGCAGAGCGAAGACUUGGAGGUGGAGGAGGAGAGCCUGGUAUACGAAGCAGUCAUUGGAUGGAUCAAGUACGACCUGUCUGUCCGCCACGAUGACUUGCCAGAGCUUCUGCGUUCAGUGCGCCUGGCUCUUUUGCCCGAGGCUUACCUGAAGAACCAGGUGGCUCUGGAAGAGGUGGUGACAAACCACAAACUGGGAGGGGAGAUCGUGGCAGACGCCGUGCGCUGUAAAAUGAGGCUCUUGCAGAACGAUGGGCUGGUGACGGGCUUCUGCGCCCGGCCCCGGAAGGUCAGCCAGGCUCUGCUGCUGCUCGGGGGGCAGACGUUCAUGUGUGACAAGAUUUACACCAUCGACCAGACCACCAGCGACAUCAUUCCCAGGACAGACAUUCCUAGUCCCCGCAAAGAGUGCAGCGCUUGUGCCAUCGGCUGCAAAGUCUACGUCACCGGGGGCCGGGGCUCCGAGAACAGUGCCUCCAAAGACGUGUGGGUCUACGACACCCUCCACGACGAGUGGGCCAAGGCUGCCCCAAUGCUGGUGGCCAGGUUUGGCCACGGUUCGGCAGAGCUGGCGCAUUCUCUCUAUGUGGUCGGGGGCCACACGGCCGUGAGUGGCUCCUUCCCAGCCUCCCCCUCCGUCUCCCUUAAGCAGGUGGAACACUACGACCCGCAGACUAACAAAUGGACUUUGGUGGCUCCUCUUAGGGAAGGGGUCUGCAAUGCUGCCGUGGUCGGGGCAAAGAAGAAGCUUUUUGUUUUUGGGGGCACCAGCGUUAACCAGAUUCACUUGCCCAAAGUGCAGUGCUUCGAUCCCUGUCAGAACCGCUGGACGGCGCCCACCACCUGUCCCCAAGCGUGGAGAUACACCGCAGCUGCUGUGCUGGGCAGCCAGGUGAUUGUGAUUGGGGGCGACACGGAGUUCUCAGCCAGUUCUGCCUACCGCUUCCACAGCGACACCUUCCAGUGGUCCAAGUUUGGGGAUGUGACGGCCCGGAGGAUUAGCUGCCGAGCAGUCACCUGUGGAAAUAAACUCUUUGUGGUGGGGGGCUACUGUGGGACUCAGCGCUGCAAAACCCUCGACUGCUACGAUCCCUCCUCCGACACCUGGAGCAGCAUCACAACCGUGCCUUACUCCCUCAUCCCCACGGCAUUCGUCAGCACCUGGAAGUAUCUGUCGAUCUGAAGCGCACCCUGGCAGAGAGGAAGGAGGAAGGAGACUUGGGCUCUGCUUUCAUUUUCUUGCUGCAGAGGAUCCUCUUCGGCAGCCAAGUGCUGUCUGCCCUUGUAAUGUCCCGUCCACACCCGAGUCCUGCCUGGCGGUUGGCAGGGUGACAUCUGUUACAGAUGUGGCUUCUGGGAUCACAGGGACAAAGGGGGUCUGCCCCCCAGUGAGCAAGCGAUUUCAUUGAUGCUGGUUAUAUAGACUUGGGACAGAUACAGUGAGCCCAAUUGGGUGAAUGGAGGGAAGAAGAGACCCCUGUGGCAGUGAUCACAGCCUCUGGAAGAUGGUGGAAGGUGGUGGAAAAUUGUCACCGAUUGUUCCCUCCUGUUAAAGGUGAGGAGGGGGCAGUAGGUCAAGCAGAGAGGACUUUUUAAGCAACAUAUUCACACCUUCCUGCCCAAGCGGAGGUGGUAGUCACUGUUGUCCUGAUUACAGUUCUGCUCUCAGGGGCCCGCCCUGGCCUUUUCACAAUCUGCUUUGCCAGUUGUGACAUGUUUAUUAUCCACGUUGGUGGAUUUUGGACAGUGAAGAAUGCCAACCAGCAUCGAGCCUCCUGGUCAAUGUGGUGAAUGACAAGGCUGAAGAGUCCCAUUUUAGACCCAAAAUGAGACGGGGCUGUGAAAUGACAGCUGACUUCAGGGACAUGAAAAUUAGCAGCAGUUCCCAGAGAUCUCCACUAGAAGCAUCUUUAGAAUCUGUGUGGCUUUCCAAGAUCAG
Molecule: messenger RNA, 2688 nt
Organism: Sarcophilus harrisii (Tasmanian devil)
Lineage: Eukaryota; Metazoa; Chordata; Mammalia; Dasyuromorphia; Dasyuridae
Product: ectoderm-neural cortex protein 1
Exons: 3
Coding region: 163-1932 (589 amino acids)
Molecular function (GO): protein binding
Source: RefSeq, a predicted model, not a curated record